AUGGCGCACAGCUGCUUCUCUUGUCGCGCGGCGGCUUCUCCUUGUCGCGCUGCUGUUGGUGCGCGACCUCCUCCUGCCACUGCGGGCGAAUUGGCGCUUCUGCAGCGUUUGCAGCGCCUUGCGCAUGACUGCUCCGCCCUCAUUCGGCGAUUUGCCUUACGUCAACAGUCACUGACGACCUGGCGCGAGUCUGCUGCUGCAUUGGCGGCGGCCACCUGCUCUUGCUACUCGACGUCUGCAGCACCUGCUGCUCCUGGCGAAUGUGUGUUGCAUCUGUACGGCGACACUUGGCGCUUGGCGAGUGGCGCGGGCGACGGGGACCAGCAGCGACUGACACUCAGCAGCUGGACUGGCGACCGGCGCUCAGCAGCAUCAUCACCACCCGGCGGGCUGCAGCAGCACACUUCCUUGCAGCAGCUGCGGCUGGUGAUGCACUGGAACAGCACCAGCAGCGCUUGGCGGGCGGCAGCAGCACCAGCAGCGCCUGGCAGGUGGCAGCAGCACCAUCGCCCGGCAGCACGGCGGCAGCUCCUUGUGGCGCACGGCAGCAGCAGUGACAGCCUAGCACCUGACGGACAGCAGCACAUGGCGGGCUGCAGCACCUGGCGGGCUGCAGCACCUGGCGAGCUGCAGCAUCUCCCCCUGACGCCCUGCAGCAGAGGUGGACGGCUGCACCAGCAUGGCAGCAGCAGCGGCAGCUCCUGGUCCCCAGCAGCUGGUUUCUCUGAAGAGCAACUGUUGGCGCUUGACAGCUGCAGCGGAUGGCUUAGGGCAGCUGCACCAGCGGCUCCUGGAAGGCAGCAGCAGCUCUAG
Molecule: messenger RNA, 813 nt
Organism: Closterium sp. Naga37s-1
Lineage: Eukaryota; Viridiplantae; Streptophyta; Zygnematophyceae; Desmidiales; Closteriaceae
Source: the annotation of a GenBank genome assembly